Paramecium tetraurelia is the source of this 429-nucleotide messenger RNA. RefSeq lists its product as uncharacterized. The transcript has 2 exons. The record is from RefSeq and is a predicted model, not a curated record. Lineage: Eukaryota; Ciliophora; Oligohymenophorea; Peniculida; Parameciidae.
AUGGAUCAAGUUGUGUUGCUGGAGCUUCAUGUACUGAAUUUUCUAAUAAAUAAUUCUGUAUUAAAUCCAAUUAUAGAAUAUUCCUUUGCGUUAAUGGAUCAUGAUAUGAUCAUGACAGAUGCGAGGAUGCUAUCCAAAAACACAUCCAGAAUUUUAAGCAUUCUCAUCAUUAUGCACAGCCAAUUGAGAUUCAUGUAUUCCAAUUACUAAUUGACUUCUUCUGCUGUAGGAACUAUGGAGGUUGUGGAUGGUUACCAACUGGAAAAUGUUAAAAGUUCCGAUAAUGCACAGACGCUGUUGCUGCUACAAAUGAUGAAUAUCUCUUAUAUGGAUCAAUAUGUAUUACUGAUUGAACUUCUUGUAUUGCCAAAUCAACUUGUGCUACCUACAAGGCACAAACAGCUUGUAAUAGAUUUGAAACUGAUGUGA